Colletotrichum higginsianum IMI 349063 is the source of this 660-nucleotide messenger RNA. Its product is annotated as ESCRT-II complex subunit. Lineage: Eukaryota; Fungi; Ascomycota; Sordariomycetes; Glomerellales; Glomerellaceae. The coding region runs from base 1 to 660 and encodes 219 amino acids. Gene Ontology annotation, molecular function: protein homodimerization activity; structural molecule activity. Gene Ontology annotation, biological process: protein transport to vacuole involved in ubiquitin-dependent protein catabolic process via the multivesicular body sorting pathway. The record is from RefSeq and is a predicted model, not a curated record. The transcript is spliced from 2 exons. Gene Ontology annotation, cellular component: ESCRT II complex.
AUGACAACAGCGUCUCCCUUCCCCUUCCCACGGGAAUACUCCUUCCCGCCAUUCUUCACGCGCCAGACAAACCUCACGACCCACCACGCCCAGCUCGUCAAGUGGUCCGACCUCAUCCUCGCCUACUGCCGCCACCACCGCAUCUUCAAGCUCUCCCUCGGCGCCGCCAUCCCCUCCGCCUCGUCGGCCCUCCCGCACGCCCUGCCGAACCACAAUGCCGCCGCGUCCUCCUCCCCGCACAACGAGCCGACGACUUUCUCCCCCGCGACCGCCGCGUCAUCCGCCGCCGCCGCCCCUGAGGAGCUCUUCCACAACAGGGCCCUGAACAAGAGGCUCUCGCUCGCCGACGCGCGCGAGGUCCUCGAGUUCAUGCGCAAAGACGGCCGCGCCGAGCCGCUGCCCGCAAGCACCGACGUCUUUUGGAUCUACUGGCGCACGCCCGACGAGUGGGCCUCCGUCGUCGAGGGCUGGAUCGACGAGACGGCGCAGAAGGGCGUCGUGCUGACCCUGUACGAGCUCACCGAGGGCGAGAGCACGAGGGGGACAGAGUUCCAUGGCCUCGACCCCGACCUUCUGGCGAAGGCGCUGCAGAUCCUCGUCAAGCGCGGCAAGGCCCAGAUCUUCGGACAAGAGGACUCGCAGGGUGUCAAGUUUUUCUGA